Molecule: messenger RNA, 732 nt
Organism: Tripterygium wilfordii
Lineage: Eukaryota; Viridiplantae; Streptophyta; Magnoliopsida; Celastrales; Celastraceae
Exons: 1
Coding region: 92-589 (165 amino acids)
Source: RefSeq, a predicted model, not a curated record
GUCUUCCCCGGAUAACUGAGCAGGCACGUAACAGAACGAACGAAACAAAUAUUUUCCGCGGAGAAUCUGUUCUCUCUCUACCUCUUCAACCAUGUCUUUCACCGGCAUCGUCUCGCUCUUUCUCCUCCUGUCGCAUUUCUCCACGUCAUCAACCACCGCCGUCAGUGAUGAUUUAACAGCGUACGAGAUCCUCCAGGACUACGAUCUCCCCUCCGGAAUUCUUCCGAAGGGGGCCACAGGCUACCAAGUAGACCGAAACACAGGUAGAUUCCACGCUUAUCUGAGUGGUUCGUGCAGCUUUUCUCUUGAGGGCUCUUAUGAGUUGAGUUACAAGUCCACGAUCAGUGGCUAUAUUUCCAAGGGCAGGCUCACGCAGAUUAGCGGCGUAAGCGUGAAGGUUCUCUUUUUCUGGCUCAACAUUGUGGAGGUGGUCAGGAGUGGAGACGAGAUGGAGUUCUCGGUAGGGAUCGCGUCUGCGAACUUCCCGAUUGACAAUUUCUACGAAUCUCCGCAGUGUGGCUGCGGAUUGGAUUGCAAUAAUGCGCAAGUAAGCAAGCUGAGAACCGAAUCCUUUGUUUCUUCAAUUUAGGGAAUUGCGAUUGAAAUGUUGGGAUGCGCUCAAUUUGGGAUUAAUUUCGAAUCUUGCUUUAUCUCCUUAUAGUGCUGAAAGUUUAUAUAAUGUGACUAGUUUAACAUAUGUUGAAAUAUAUGUGAUUUGUGAUGGUUUAUUUA